GAUCUCCGGGGCCGGGGCCAGGGCCGGGGCCAGGGAGGGCUCCGGCUCCGGUCGCCGCCGCCCACGCAGAGUACCUUCCCCAGACAUGUCCCCCAACUACAUCCGGAGCUUCUCGGAGGGAUGUCUCAGGCCACCAACGGUAAUUGGCCAAUUCCACACUCUUUUUUUUGGCUCAAUUCGAAUGUUUUUCCUUGGCGUUUUGGGCUUUGCUGUUUAUGGAAAUGAGGCCUUGCAUUUCAGCUGUGACCCAGACAAGAGAGAGGUUAAUCUUUUCUGUUACAACCAGUUCAGGCCUAUAACUCCUCAGGUUUUCUGGGCAUUACAGCUGGUGAUUGUACUCGUACCUGGAGCCUUUUUUCACCUUUACGCUGCAUGUAAGAGCAUCAAACAGGAAGAUAUUCUCCAAAAGUCAUCCUACACGGGUUUUUAUAUCUUCUCUGUUUUCUUAAGGAUUGUCCUUGAAGUUGUUGCUUUUUGGCUUCAGAUUCAGCUCUUUGGUUUCAAAGUGAACGCAAUCUACAUGUGUGAUGUGGGAGCACUUGAAAAAAAGAUUAACGUUACCCGGUGCAUGGUGCCAGAGCACUUUGAAAAGACAAUUUUUCUUAUUGCAAUGUAUACAUUUACUGUGAUUACAAUGAUCUUGUGUGUUGCUGAAAUUUUUGAGAUCUCAUGUAGAAGGCUAGGUUUCUUAAAAACUCAGUGAGGUCAACCACUCCUACUCAUUUACCACCGUGUCCACCUGUAGUUUUAUCAAAAUUAUUUCAAGCCAUAACAAAAAACAUCUCCUGUCCUCUAUGUAGUGUUGCAGAAGAGAACCACACUCAUGAUUACUGCUGCAGAAUAGUCAUCUGACAUUUACUCCUUAUCUAAAAACUACCACAUCAUGUGAAUAAUCUUUGUUUCCAUGUCAAGACUAAAGACAAUAAGAUUUACAAGAGUAACAUAUUUUCAUGACCUGCCACAAACAAUAGUUUUGCCUCCAGAGGAAUGUCUGUAUGUGAGGAGGAGGUAAUUUAUAAAUGUACUGUUAUUCACAGGUUUUCUGAAUGCAUGCAAUGGGGGCUAAUAAGGUUAUUGACCUUCCAAGAAAAACUAUUCCAAAUUUCUUAAAUGUUCUUAUGGCUUGAGAAUUAAGCGGUAAUGGUGGAUAAUCUCUGAGUACCAGAAAGAAUUUGAGCAUCUUCCCAAUCAGUGCCACUGUUACAACCUGCAUCUCAGCUCCCCAGGGCAGAGACUCCUGGUUAGAACUGUGGGGACAACAUAUCCAUCAAUACCAGCUUAGUUUGUAGUGGUCUAGCUAGUGUCACCUGCUGGCUGGGAAUCUCCUUUUAUAAGUGAGAGAGUCACAUGGUAUUCUUUGUGCUGACUGGAAUGCCUUACCCUCCUUAUGUUUUGGCUUAAGAUGUAGAAGAUUUUUAAUAAUUUAGCAUGAUCCCAUUUUGAAGGAAUAAAGACUUAAUUUUGCAUAAGAGGCUUAAAAGUGUCAAAAUAAAAUAUCGGAGAUAAGCCUUCUCUAGACCCAAUAAUGACUUGAUUUCAGUGAGAGUUUUGCUUGUGUAUGACUGCAGAAUCAGGCCCACAGAAUUUUUUCCUAUAUGUGUCACACCUAACUUCCUGCUCUGACUAAAGUUGCUAGAAUAACAGCUAAAAAAGAAGUCUGCAUACUAAAAUUAUUCUAUGCAAUAAGUGUAUGUGGUUAAGUUAGGUUUCAAACUUUAUAUAGGUAUCAGAUAUUUUUGUGUGCAACAGUUUCUUCUUAGGGACUAAUAAACAUAUCAAAUUUACAAGUGAUUUCCUUGUGCUGAAGUGAGAUAAUGGAAAUAAAACAGAUUUUAAAAUGGGAAAGAAAGGAGGAAGUAGUUUCCUGUAUAAAAUACAUAAGAAUAGCAAUCAUAACAAUUAGCUAUUUUCUGUUUGUUUUUCAAACAUAAAAACUUGAGAUCCCAGUGACAUUUGGGUCCUUUCAGGAAUAUUUGGAAAAUUCUGGAAAAAUUAUUACCAAAUGUUUUAGCACCAGCUGUUACUUAUGCAGUCCCAAGCAAGGUUGUAAUCCUCACCCACAAUAGUAGUCCUCGUUACAUAAAUGGAAUUGCAUGAUUUAGGUGUCUUGGAUUUGAUUGAAUCUGGGCCAUUUAAAACAAAGUGGGUGACAACUAGAUGUCUGAUUUUUUUUAAUAUGCUGAUCAAGAACAAGAUGAUGAAUUUCAGUGCAUUCACUAUAUUAAAGCAUUAAUGUUAUUUUUUUCCCUACGAGAAUAAGAUAUAUGUUGUCUUAAACGAAUGUCCAGUCAACACCAUCAGAUUUGUUCAAUAUGAAACUUACUUGUAAGUUAUUUGAUAUUUGCAAGCAUUACAAGUGGAAUAAAAAUCACUGUGCUAAUUUCUUGUUUGCAUAAUGUGCCAUGUGCUUUGGUUGAUACAUGUUUAAUUUUUCACUGUAUAUGUCAGUAUCCAUCUGGAAUUAUUCUUUGCAAUUGAAACUUGUAAUCUCAGGUAAAAACCCCUUUUUUAUUUAUAAAAGAAUACAAUAGAUAGAACUACUCAAAAGAAGAAUUUACUUUCAUGUGCUAGGUACAGUUGUGAUCAAUGGUACACAAAUCACACGAUCAGAUAUUUGUAUAGUAAUAAAAUUACUUAAUCACAACCUUGUCAGUAUUUUCCCU
Molecule: messenger RNA, 2663 nt
Organism: Neopelma chrysocephalum (saffron-crested tyrant-manakin)
Lineage: Eukaryota; Metazoa; Chordata; Aves; Passeriformes; Pipridae
Gene: GJE1
Product: gap junction protein epsilon 1
Exons: 4
Coding region: 86-703 (205 amino acids)
Biological process (GO): cell communication
Cellular component (GO): connexin complex
Source: RefSeq, a predicted model, not a curated record